GAGAACAAGACCGAUCUUGACGGCGCACUUCUCAUGGCCGACGCCGGCCUAUGGCUUAAUCGAGACCGCCGCACCGUCGGGUUCAUCCCCGGGACCCGCAUUGGCGACGUCUUCUUCUUCCGGAUGGAGCUCUGCGUCCUCGGCCUCCAUGGCCACUUACAAGCGGGCAUCGAUUACGUCGCCGCUGGAGAACCGAUCGCCACCAGCAUUGUCUUUUCCGGUGGGUAUGAGGAUGAUGAGGACCGAGGCGAGGUAAUUUUUUAUACUGGCCAUGGAGGUAGGCAAGGGAAGAAUGCUAGAAAACAGAGUGUCGGUCAGGAGCUUAAAGACGGGAAUCUUGCAUUGGAGAGGAGUUGUAAUUAUGGGAUUGAGAUUAGGGUUAUUCGAGGGUUGGACUGUGAGAGGAGUCCAACGAAGAGGGUUUAUGUUUAUGAUGGAUUGUAUAGGGUUGUGGAGUGUUUGAGUGAGAUAGGGAAGUCGGGGUUUGUUGUUUUUAAGUUUAAGCUCGUUAGGAUCGAGGGACAGGAAGUGAUGGGGAGCUCAGCAAUCAAGCUUGCUGAGGAGUUGAAGAAGAAUGCAUUGGGUGUUAGGCCAAAUGGGUAUUUGAGUCUUGAUAUCUCACAGGGGAAGGAGAAAGAACCGGUGGCGGUGUUCAAUGAUGUCGAUAGUAAUUGUGAUCCUUUGUUGUGUGAGUAUUUAGUUUCUCCCGAGUUUGCUUCUUUUGUAAGGAAACCUGGGGGCAGGGGUUGUAAAUGUCAAUCAGUUUGUUCAGUUGGUUGUGUGUGCGUUAACAGGAAUGGAGGGGAGUUUGCAUAUGAUUUGUAUGGAAGACUUUUGAAAGGGAAGCCUUUGGUAUAUGAAUGUGGGAGAUAUUGUGGAUGCCCCCCAAGUUGUGUGAAUAGAGUUAGCCAAAAGGGGUUGAGGCAUCAGUUAGAAAUUUUUAGGUCAAGUGAGGGGAGAUGGGCAGUAAGAUCACUAGAUAUUAUCCUCGCUGGGGAAUUUGUCUGCGAGUUUAGUGGGAGUUUGUUUGCAAUGGAACAAUUGGAACUCGAAGCGAGGAAUGGUCUCAUUUUGGUAGAUCCUAACCGGCUUCCAAGAAGAUGGGAAGAAUGGGGAGACUUAUCUAUGGUUAAAUCGGAUUAUGAAAAACCAAAGUUUCCUUCUUUGCCUUAUGUGGGAUAUUUUAUAGAUGUGUUGAGAGCAAGGAAUGUUGCUUGUUACAUGAGCCAUCGUAGUUCCCCGAAUUGUUUUGUGCAGUUUGUAUUGGUUGAUCACUACAAUGUUGCAUAUCCUCGUUUGAUGAUAUUUGCAAUGGAGAAUAUUCCUCCUAUGAGGGAGCUCAGCCUUGAUUAUGGGUUUGGAGAUGUGUAGGCCUGUAGGGUAGACAAGAUGACCCAUAAUUGCACAUGUUUUUGGAAGGAAUCAUGUGGGUACUUUUGUUAACUGUUUUUGGUUGAAGAAGAAGGUUCUACUAAUAAUUUUGUUAAUCCUUUGUAAAUCGUCAAUUUUUGGAAGGCCUUGAUGGCAUGGUCACCAGUGACAUUUUGUUUGGAUAAUGUCUCAACUGGUACUGUUCCAAAUCUUAUUGUAAAUUACAUUAUAUGUGGUUUCUAACUUUCUAUAUCACGAUGUUUUGUUGUUAAUCGUUCAUAUAUCAUAUAUCUUCAUUUCUAUUUUUUCAUAUAGUCAUUCUAUUCAAUACAUCAUCCAAAUUAGCGCAAGAUGGAAUCUUUCAUUGAUUGAGAAGGAAAAUUCAAUUGACUUCCUAAAUGCAAUAAUGAUCCUUCCUUGUAGUACUAGAGCAUAUAAACAUCUAUUUGUACUUAAGAUGUAAUUUUACAUAACAAAGUUUGGAAUCUUGGUAUAAAUUGUGGUUCCUUUGCCUUGACUGGUGUCGGUAUUGUGAGUUUCGAUGGUUCUGAUGACAAUGCGAUUAUCAGUAUAUUUAAUAAGUCAAUUUGAUCAAAAGAUUUCUAUUCAUUGAUUCUUUUGUUAUUGUUCUCUAAUAUCAUUUUAAAUCAUAUCUUUGUAGUUUAAUCCUCAAAUCUCCUCAAAAUUAGUCAAGUUUUGGCUGGAUCAGAUCAAAAUGCUUAAGUUUUGAUAUGGCACGAUGGAUGCAUAUUUGUACCUUCUAAUACUUUAGAUCUGAGUUCAAAAAGUUUGAGAACUGAUAGUUGCUCACUCAUUCCCUGCAAAAUAAUUUUGCAGGACCUUGUAGAUAUAGAUGCAAGAGGGAUCUGGUUUACUUGGUGAAAUAAGUAGUAAUGUUCUCCUAUUGUGCUGUUAAUUUUGGUAUUUAUUUAUUUUUCAAUGUUGUGUAUUUCAAAUAUCAGAACUUCAAAAUUAGUUGUUGUUAGUUGAUAUCUCUGAUAUCAACAGAUUUCAGGUGGAUCGAAUCAGAAUGCUUAAAUUCUGAUACAACACAGUACAUAUCGAUCUCAGCCAAUACUUCACACCUUGAUCAACACCAGAUCCCUGAAAAACAAUAUUGCAUUAUCUUGUUACUACUUACUAGCAUAGAUAUGGUGUGAGAUAUACUUGCAAUUUCAGAUGUUAUCUCGAGGAGGGGUUGUUUACUCAUCUGAACUUUUCUGUGAUACCCUCCAUGACAUUAUUUUGCUUAUAUCCUGUAAGUGAAAAUUCUCUCAUUAUUUUCUGCAAGCUAGGUAUCUUCUUUUUCCUAUUCGAAGCAUUGUUACUCUGUUUCUUAGACUGAGAUCCAAUUCAGGGAAUUAUUGUGGUAUUGCAGUAUGCACUCUUACUUUGAUAUGUACAAAACAAUAUAUACAUAGUUUUCAGUUGAUUUUAUCCAGGCUCAGUUUAAAUCUUUAUCAUAUAGCUCAUUCUGGGUUUAAAGUGAAACGAGGAUUCUAGGAUGUGAAGCUGAUUCAUAUUGAUUGACAUCUCUCCACAGAAGCUUGGAAGUUUUGGAAUACUGUAGAGUUAAUAGAAACAGAAACGUGAAGAAAUGAUACAAGUCGAGAAGUUCAGCCAUAAAUUAUUGGAAAUCCAUCAUAUGUUUUAAACUCAUUAGGAACUUUGAAUUCACAAGCAAAAGACACUUGAUCUAAAGUAUUACAAAUUCUUUAAAGUGUUAAAAAUAAUAUGUGAAUUGAUCACAUCUCCACACUACAAGUUGCUGACCAAUUUUCAAAAGCUGAGAUCAUCGAUUCUGCCUUCAACUGUGGAAGAAAAACAUGUGGAAGAAAAAAAAUCAAAAUACUAAAUGAGUAUCAUUGAGAAGUAUAUAACUGAAUGGUAUUUUAAGUAGUGAAUUGUACUAACAUUUAAUUAAACCAUGAGAAAAGACCUUGAACACACACAAACACAAUUAUUCAGAAAAGUAAAAAAAGAAUUUAUUUAAUAAUUAGAAUGUACCAUAGUGAUAUCUUUAAUCAGCUGAAAAAUAGCAUGGGAAAGAUAUAUCUUACAGAUACGCUAUUUUCUUGGCGUUCUCUUGUUAUGUGAGAAAAUAAAUGAUGGUGUUAUCAAAAGUAUUGGUCACUCAAUUAGGUUUAGAAUCAAAUUGUUUUCUUUUUCUUUUUCUUUUUUUUUUGAGAAAAAUUUUCGAGUUAUUUUCUGUAGAGCAUUUAUCAGAAAAAAUCUUCAAGGUUAACAAGAUCAGAUUAUUUUUGUUCAAAUAAGCACAAGAUUUACUUCAUGUGCUAAAUUUAAUAGGAAUCAUUAACCUUCUAAUAAACAAGAGCAAAAUAAUGUAUUCAUAUAUAGACUGACACUUGAUUGGAGCUGUUUACUGAAUUCAGACUGUGUAGCAGUUUCUCUAGCUAAUUGCUCCAGUUGCCAUUUUUUGAGACAAUUGUAUAUGCAAUUGUAACUAUUUAUCUCACUAGACUUGUAGCCUUUUUGGCAGUCUAAUUGCAAACUGAAGUCUAUUGCGAGGACCUACAGUCUAUUUGAUUAUAAUUCAUUUUUCCAAUUUAUUUUGCAACUGCAGAAAGUUUGCAGUUGCAGCGAAACAGACAGUUGCAAUUAUAGCUGGUUUUUGCAAAUUUUAUGUGUAGUUAUAGAUGCAAUUGAAGCUACAGUUACAAUUUUUAUGUGCGAGUUGGGAACGAUUCUUUUGCAGUUAAGUUCAUUCAUUCCCUCCAUAGUUAUGUGAUGAAGGAUUGCGCUUGUUCAUGUCUAAAUUUCUUGUGCACAUGGAAAGCUUUGGUAAGCCCCUUAAACUCCUGUGGUGAGGACCCUAUCUCAAACUUCUUACUUAAAAUUACUUGUAAUCUUCAUUUUCUCACUCUGUUUCCUCUCUUUGUCAUCUGCCCUAGCAAAUACUUAAAGGUCAAAACUGAUGAGAAGAGUCAAGAGUUCAAGGAAGAGGCAAUGCAAAGUUAUAGCCUACUCACUUCAAUUGUUUGUUGUAUGGUAACUCUGUUGAUCCAUUUAGUUAUAUGACCUGAUUUUAAAAUUCUGAUUUCUUCGACUGGCUUCAGCAUUGUUUUUGGUAUUGUUUAUUCAUUCUUUCCAAUUGACUAGGUUCACGGUUUGUUCUAUUCCUGGUUACCGUUGAUAUGUAUCUGGUUACUUGACUAUCCAGUCUUUAUCGGAAGGAUUGCUCAUUAUGAGUUGAAUAUUUA
Messenger RNA from Asparagus officinalis (garden asparagus), 4592 nucleotides. Its product is annotated as histone-lysine N-methyltransferase family member SUVH9-like. NCBI's taxonomy places the organism in Eukaryota, Viridiplantae, Streptophyta, Magnoliopsida, Asparagales, Asparagaceae. The record is from RefSeq and is a predicted model, not a curated record. The transcript is spliced from 3 exons. Bases 34 to 1371 code for a protein of 445 amino acids. Gene Ontology annotation, cellular component: nucleus. Gene Ontology annotation, molecular function: histone methyltransferase activity; zinc ion binding; protein binding.